AUUCGAUAUUGCUUGCUCAUAAAUUCUGCAAUUAAGACAUGGCGGAAGAACUGGCAAAAACUCUUAACCUCGCUCCUCACCCCUACGGAGGAUUCUUCAAAGAAGUUCAGCGUUCAGCUAUCAAUGUAAAACCACUGACUGAUGAUCGUGGUCCGAGAAGCGCUUCUACGUCGAUCUACGUGGUCAUGAGRCAUGAUGAUAUCAACCCUUGGCACAAACUAAACUCCGACGAAACCUUCUUUUAUCACAAAGGAGCUUCUUUAAAGUUGUAUUUAAUCGAUGAAGAAGGCAAAUUAAGCUGUAAAAUUGUCGGCGAUACUUUGCAAGAUCCCAAUGCAUCUUAUGCACAAGUUGUUCCAGCUGGCAUGUGGUUUGCAGGCGAGUUACUCGAAAAGAGCGAGUCUUCGUUUGUUUUCUUCACUGCUUCGACGAGCCCGGGAUUUCAUUUCGAUGAUUCGCAGCUUGGGCAUGUUGGGAAAUUAUCGGAGAUGUUUCCAGAACACAAGGAAUUGAUUGAACGUUUGAGUAUAAUGCACGUGCACCAGGAAGGCGCAACCAAGCAAGAAGAGAAGACGGAGUAACGAUUUGUCACGAGACAUAUGCGCGUUUGGGAAAAAAACUCUAGAUAAAACUAACUAGUCAUAAUAAUAGUAAUAUAAUCAAAAGCAGUGGACAACAGUAACUUAAAACCACACCAUCAUCAUCACUUUAAAUCUGAUAAGGAACUGAUGAAUAAAACAUCAGUGUUUUAAAUUGGUAAACUGGCUGGGCUCAGUGAURGGAUAUAACGUUAUUCAUAUGCUGGCUCAAGUAAAAUUCUUAUCCAUUGGAUAAAAGAUACACAAUUUUAUGCAAUAUACACACUACCUACUGGUUCCUGAUAUACCCUGGUUGUGUAAACCUGCAAGUGUUCAAAUUUUCAGAGACCUGAUAAGACAAUGAAUUCUUACACACAAGCAUAUGUGUGACUCUCAUGUAACUCUAAAUACAAGCCCUGCUGUCCAUGUUCCCAAUAUGAAUCCUCCCUAAGAAUAACUCUUACUAGUAUAAUGAAGUAGUGUGAAAGCACAUAAUACUUUUAGUAUUCUAAUAGCCAAAAAAUAUUUAUUCCAUAGUUAUACCAUUUUAUCUGUAGGUACUUAGUACAUUGAAUAAGACAUCAGUCAUGUGUAGUCUUCAGUAUCAAGGAUUGGAUGACUAUACUGUAGAUUAUUUCUCAUYGUUUCAAUGCCAAAGAGUUUGUUUUAUUUGUAAGAUUAAACUGGCUGUUCUGACCACUAACAUAAUUAUUAUCAUUAGAUCAGUUGCAUCAUGGGUAACUUAAUAUGAUUUUGUCAAAUUUUCACAUUGAAACAGAUUGCAAAUCAUUUGAAAAUAUGUUUAUUAAAGGUUAUUGAUAUUCAAACAAUCUUAAAGAUUUCAAUUUGAAACACARACAUCCCCAUGUAUAUCAAUAAAAGUUAGUGGUCAGAAUUCUGACUGUGUAUUGAAUAGGUAUUUAUAAACUAAGACAUUCCGCUAUAAUAUCUUAAAAAGAUUGUCCAAUAAGUUAUGUAUAAUCAAUAAAAAUGUAUUGAAAUUCCAA
Exaiptasia diaphana is the source of this 1585-nucleotide messenger RNA. RefSeq lists its product as uncharacterized. The record is from RefSeq and is a predicted model, not a curated record. The transcript has a single exon. NCBI's taxonomy places the organism in Eukaryota, Metazoa, Cnidaria, Anthozoa, Actiniaria, Aiptasiidae. The coding region runs from base 39 to 581 and encodes 180 amino acids. Gene Ontology annotation, cellular component: intracellular anatomical structure.